UUGCGUCGAACAGCAUUACGCAGGACAAAACAGACGUCCAUUGCUGUAGUUGAUGUGUUGAACAUUGCAACCAUCCCAAAAACAGCCCAGUCACUUUCGUUACUAGCUGUUGAUUCACUAUCAUACUCUGGCGCUCUUUUACUAGAUCAAGACUGUACAUGCUCCAGUUCUUAGGGUGGCCAUACCGAUCGUUCUGUUACACGGCUAGAUACUCCAAGUAAUCCUACAUUCAUUUGGAAACUCUCAAGCACAUUCAGUCGUUCGAGGCCCCAAUAUGCGCCUCUCCAUUCUUACCGCGCUUUGCGGUGCUGCAGUAACCUAUGCAAUUCCUACCAUCGAAGCUUAUGGCAACAAGUUUUUCACGAGUGAUGGUGACCAAUUCUUCAUCAAGGGAGUUGCAUAUCAACUAGUUCCAGAUGACCCUUUGAUUGAUACAGCUCAGUGUACACGAGAUGCAGCUUUGAUGGAAGAACUAGGGGUCAAUACUAUUCGCGUCUAUCACGUGGACCCAGAUGCCGAUCACGAUGGAUGCAUGGAAGUUUUUGCUAAAGCUGGCAUUUAUGCCAUGAUUGACAUGGACACCUUCACAACUUACAUUCUUCCGGACGAUCCCUACUGGAAUGAGUCUCAGCUGGAUGCAUAUUCAAAAGUUAUGGACGCAUUUCAUGACUAUGACAACUUGCUUGGCCUAUUCGUAGGCAACGAGAUUAUUGCUAUUAACAACCAAUCUCUUGCUGCCCCGUUUAUCAAGUCUGCAAGUAGAGAUCUCAAGGCGUACCGGGACGCGAAGGGUUAUCGCAAAAUUCCCGUGGGCUACUCUGCUACUGACAUUGCUGAGCUCCGGCCGUAUUUACAAGACUACCUAACUUGUGGUGGAAAUUCUUCCGAAAAUAUCGACUUCUAUGGCAUCAAUUCUUACCAGUGGUGUGACCCUUCGUCUUACAUGAGUUCCGGCUACGUGAACCUUCAAGAACAAGCCAAGGACUUCCCAGUCCCCAUCUUUUUCAGCGAAACAGGAUGCAAUGAACCCGGUCCCCGUCUAUUCGAGGACCAAGCGUCGAUUUUUGGGCCGAUUAUGUCAAAAGAUUGGAGCGGUGCCAUCAUCUAUGAGUGGAUCGAGGAACAAAACCAUUAUGGACUCAUUUCCUAUGGGCCGAAGGUUGAUCCGACUGUUACUGGCAAGAACAUUUACGACGGAUUUACCCGUGCAGGUACCCCGACACCGGUGAAGCCUGAUUUCGAUAAUCUCAGCAAGCAGUGGGCCCAGAUCACACCAACAGGCAUUGCCAGGGCUGACUACGACCCAAAGAUUGUGUCGACUCGUGCUUGCCCGGCCUCCACGGCUGAGGGUUGGCUUGUGGAUGGAAAUGUGGCCGUGCCCACUCUGGGAGCAUCGCUCGGCACAAGUAGCUACUCCCCUACACCAUCUGCCUCUGACACAAGCGCGGCUUCAACCCCGUCUGAGACGGAGAACGCGGUUCCUGGUUCUCAGGAGGCGACUGGUAUGGCUGCUGGGCUGGUAGCGGUGAUGAUGAUGUUCGCAAUCUGGCUUUAAGCCCUCCCAGACGAAAGCAUGUUUAUAACUUAUACAUUGUACUCUGGUGUUGACCGGCUAGAGGGAUCAAUGACUUGAAACGGGUAAUGCUCUAUUCCACGCUCUAAUGAUCAGUUAGAACCGGAAACUCAGGCACUCUGCACGGCGUUAGUCUUUUUGUUUUGGCCUACAUUGUCAGUUAGAUGAGACUCUACUAGACUCGUAUACCCGGCCACCAUGACCGAGCUAAUGUAGAAUAUCAUACAUGAUGUUGGAUCGUUGGUAUAUUCGUCUUGACAUCUGGGCGCUCUCUGCUAUUGAUUCAGUGGUUGAAACUUUCAAGUGCUCGGGAAAUAAUCGCUAAUGCCUCAAUAUUCUCAUACAGAUUGAAAGAUAACUAAAAUGUCUUGCGUCAUAUAUGAUACCAAAUCACAUCAAGGUAGCUAUCAUAUCACGUAGCGACACACAUCAUAGCAGUGAAGAGUGAAACAAAGACAAGGAACAGCUAUUUAUGAAAUGA
Molecule: messenger RNA, 2054 nt
Organism: Xylaria bambusicola
Lineage: Eukaryota; Fungi; Ascomycota; Sordariomycetes; Xylariales; Xylariaceae
Product: Glucanosyltransferase-domain-containing protein
Exons: 6
Coding region: 275-1555 (426 amino acids)
Biological process (GO): fungal-type cell wall (1->3)-beta-D-glucan biosynthetic process
Cellular component (GO): cytoplasm; fungal-type cell wall
Molecular function (GO): 1,3-beta-glucanosyltransferase activity
Source: RefSeq, a predicted model, not a curated record